AGUAGACUACGCGAAGUCGGUCGGCGAGGGACCACCACAUUCUGCUGCGGGGAAGCGGACUUACGUGUUUUGUUGCGGUGGCGUGGCCGGCUGCUGCCGUCGUCGGCUUGGCUGUGUGUGACAGUGCGAACAGCGGUGCACACCCGGGGUGACUCUGCGUGAGUGACGAGCCGCUGUCACCCACUACUUCAGCCUCCUUCGAUCCACCGGUUUUAGCAGCGGUGAGCUAAAGGGUUAAAGUGAGGCGCCGGAGCAAUGCUCUUGCCCGUGAUGCAGGGACGAAACAACUGACGCGCUUCUCUCGCCCGGCUGCAUCAGCGUUCGGCGGCGUCUGCUUUUCUGGAGCAAGCGCGAUAGGCGGCCUCCGAGUUGUGCGAGCAAGAAAAGAUAAAACGAGGCGAGCGUAGCAGACGACAUUGCUUUUAGUUUCGAUUCUUCCGAAGAGCUUGCCUGGCUGCCGAGUUGUGAGCAAUAUAUUUCUCUCGUGCCGCUCCACUUUCCGAUUCGUGGCAGUAGCAGGAAGAGACACACGCCCGUUUUUAUUAUUGGUUUUCAUUUCUCGCGCUCUGCCUUUUAGUGCCGCCGAGUGAGUAAAGCGAUCUUCUAGCGGCUUUAAGCCAAGAGCGUCGGAAAGCCCAGCACAAAGCAGAAGUCGUCGUCGUUCCGCUUCCGUCUUCCCAGCUGGAAGCUGCCGGACUCUGAGAGGUGUUGUCUCCGCGUCAAGCCGACGACAAGCGGUUGUUUUGCGCUUGACGCGGCAUCGCCGCUGUGUCCGGUCACGACGACGAUGGUGGCUGCUUUCCGCCGCCGGCGCGGCCUGCUGCGCCUGUAAUCCCACCGCGCCGCUUUCCUCGACGAUGAUAGCUCCCGCCGCGAUCUCGUAAUUUACAGGCGCGUGUGCUGACAAGCAGGAAAGAAGCGAGACAGUGUCGCGAUGCUGCUGUGGCGACAACGCGCCCUGUGGACGUGGAUCGCGGUGCUUGCCGCGCUCUCGUGGACAUGCGGCGCCGACGAGGCGCGCGCGCCCGUGGUGGACAGUGCGUCGCGUGGACACCACGAGGCCGUGCCUCCGGACCCGGACGACCACACGGCGAGCACGGACGACGUUAUCGUGUCACCCAUCCACCACCAUGGAGUCGGCGGCGGACACGCGAUCUCCGCCGGACACCACGGCAGCGGUGAGCGCGACGGGACGCCCAAGCGCUUCCAGGUGGCUAAGGUGGACUUUCACCACGUCGCCACACCGUUCAUUAUAUCGGUGUGGAUAAUCAUCGCCGGAUUCGCCAAAAUAGGUUUCCACGUGACGCCCAAGUUGCACUUGAUCUGCCCCGAGAGCUGCAUCCUGAUCGUGAUCGGUGUGGUGAUCGGGCUGUUGCUCUUCUACACGGGCCUGACGUCAGUGGGGCCCCUGACGCCAGACGUGUUCUUCCUCUUCAUGUUGCCGCCCAUCGUGCUGGACGCCGGCUACUACAUGCCCAACCGGUCUUUCUUCGACAACCUGGGCUCCAUCAUGACGUACGCCGUGCUGGGCACUGUGUGGAACGCGCUCACCAUAGGUCUCUGCCUGUGGGCAGUGGGCUUGACCGGCCUCUACGGCACGUCCGUGCCCCUCCUGGACACCCUGCUCUUCAGCAGCAUCAUCUCUGCCGUUGACCCGGUGGCCGUGCUGGCCGUCUUUGAGGAGAUCCACGUCAACGACGUCCUCUACAUCCUCGUCUUCGGCGAGAGCCUGCUCAACGACGCCGUCACAGUGGUGCUGUACCGCAUGUUCGAGGGCUACACGGACAUGGGCACGGAGAACAUAAUACCGACAGACUACGUGUACGGCGUGGCAUCCUUCUUCGUGGUGGCGCUGGGCGGCACGGCCGUCGGCAUCCUCUGGGGACUGGUGGCUGCCUUCGUAUCGCGCUUCACGCACCACGUGCGUGCCAUCGAGCCCCUGUUCGUCUUCAUUCUGGGCUACCUGUCCUACCUCAGCGCCGAGCUGUUCCACCUGUCCGGAAUCCUCGCGUUAACCUUCUGUGGCCUGACAAUGAAAAACUAUGUCGAGGAGAACAUCUCUCAGAAGUCUCACACCACGCUCAAAUAUGGCAUGAAGAUGUUAGCCAACUGCUCGGAGACCAUCAUAUUUAUGUUCCUUGGUGUAUCGACGGUGAAUGACAUCCACGAAUGGAACACCUGGUUCGUCAUCCUCACCAUUGUCUUCAUCACCGUCUUCCGUUCUGUCGGCGUGGUUCUGCUCACGUGGCCCAUCAACCGGUUCCGCGUACACACUCUCAACAAGGUGGAUCAGUUCAUCAUGGCGUACGGGGGCCUUCGAGGAGCCGUGGCCUUUGCCCUUGUGCUCGUCGUCAACGAGGAAGUCAUACCGACAAAGAAGAUGCUCGUGACAACCACCAUCGCAGUCAUUUACUUCACCGUGUUUGUCCAGGGGAUGACUAUUGGACCUCUAGUACGUCUGCUCAAUGUGCCACGGAGUGUCAAGAGCCAAAUGUCUAUGAACGAAAGGCUACACACCAGGUUGAUGGACCACUUAAUGGCUGGCCUGGAAGACGUGACGGGGCAGUUCAUGGGCAACUACAAAAUACGAGAUAAGUUCAAGUACUACAACAAUCGCUUUCUGAGGCCGAUGCUGCUCAAGGACCACAGCAUCCGCGAGCCUAAGAUCAUCGAGACGUACUCCAAGCUGAACCUUGCCGACGCAAUGAACUUGCUGAAGAACAACAACAGCCUGGUUCCUGUAAUGAACGGCGAAAACGGCGUGUCUUUAGCUUCACUCUUCCGAAGCUACACACAGACCAACCUGAGCAAAGGCGCCGCGUCGGCCAGCGGCGACACGCUGCGCGAGCUCGACCUACCAGUUGACCGGUCGGCCACCGUGCUCAACUUCGACAUGAACGAGCUGCAGUAUUCGCCCAGCAGCAAGGACUACGCAGACGCCCAGCUGCACCACAUAUUGUCAGACUCCAUGUUCAAGCCAUCGAGGAAGGUCAAGCGGCUGUACAAGGACCGUGUGGACGGGCACGAGGACCACCCGCCCUUCCACCACCACAUGCGCAUGCAAAUCCGCACCUUCUUGGGAGAGGAGAGGCGACGCAUGCGCAAGGCGCGUAACGGCCGCCUGCCACGCCACGAUGGCAACGACGGGGCCCCACUCACCUGCCGACACGUGCACGAACCGCGCAAGAUUCCCAAUGGAGAUAAACCACAGCUGCGCUUCAGUCUUCCGAUGAACGGCGACUGCUCGCUCAACAUCGACUGCCGCAAGGUUACAGCGCCAAGCAAUGCGACGUCCAAGUCCGAGGUAAACUCGGGCCUGCAGCAUAGCGGGGAGGAUGAAGGCAUCGUCUUUGUGGCUCGUCCGACAGGCGAAACGCCUCUCAAAGGCUCCCCGCGCUCGUAUUCGCCUCCGCCCGAAGCGGAGACCCUGACGGAGACCGAGACCACGCUCCCCUGGAAGCGCGACGACGUGCCUGACGCGGCGGGAGUGCGCGCCCGCUGCGGCAGCGGCGACGGCGGCGUCCGCCAGCGGGAGUUCCCGUCAUGGAUCGACAAUCGCGAGUAUAUCGCCUACCAGUCACCCACGUCCACAAUUCUCGGUCGGCUGGACCGCCACAAGCGCUCAACUCCGGAUGUCUUCGAAGUGUUCCAACUCAAGUCAUCGGGCGCGCCGGCCGCCCCGAUGGAAGAGGUGACCGAGGAGGACCAAGACGGCGGCUCUCCGGAAAUCGCCGGCGGCCUGUCCGAGUUCGGUGCCGAGCUCGUGCAGGCGCCACCGCAGGGAGAAGGCACCGGGGAAGGCCCGCCAUCUACGACGUCGACAGAACCGCUAGCUCCGAGUUCACGUUGGGAAGAGACAGUCAUUGACUUAGAGAGCGACGAUUCCGAGAGCUGUGGCUCGAGGCAUGUGCGGCUGUGAUGUGGACGGAGUUGUUGUUCCUGUGGCCCGUGGCCAUCACAGGCAAUCCUGGUGGACAAGAUGUCUUGCUGUAGUGGCCCAAGGGCGAGAAACAGCGGGUGACGACAGUGCUUCUCUCUGUGCUUGACAAGCUGUGCUCGACUAUACCAUACAGUGAGAAGGUUAGCAUUCAACAGACCCAGCCCAUGACAAGCUACGAUGUUUAUGAUGCUGUUGUCGCUUCACUCGUGUGAAGCAUCGGCACAGCGAACUGAUAUCGGCGCACUUCGUGCGCGUCGUCUGUUGCUGCUUGAGCCGGGGUAUGGAGCUGCCGGAUCCAGAUGCGGAAUUUAUUCUAGCAGUUUUGGAUAAUUGGCUUUCUUAAUUUUUUGCGCGGAUCACGUGGUGCAAGUAUCCUCACGCAAAAACUUCCGAAAGCCGUUUUCGUUUUCCGUUCCAAAAAAGUGACACUUUUUAAUAAUUUUAUACUGUGUUAUAUCGCUGGAAGCGGUUUUUCUUCGCCUUGCUUUUCUUUUUUUCUUUUUCGCGCAUGGCACCACGCGAUUUAUAAGGAUAGCUGGCGUUGCCAGCGGACAAGGACAUGCGGGAUCUCUGAUACAGGUGCAUUUAUGAGGAGAUGUGCUCUUUCCUUUUAGCUUUGUACAUACGAGCACAAAUUCAUCCUUACAACAGGUGGCAAACCGUGUCGCACAGUAAUGGUCAAUAGCCGUAAGAAGGCUCCAGCGGCCAGAAACUACGCAAUGCAGGUUUUCUUAGUGCUAUAUAGUUCUCCGGCUUGAUGCAUUCAGUAAAGCACUUCAACAGAAAGCUUGUUUAAUAGGAGGCCUAGACACUCAGGAAGAAUAACGCUGACGCAGUCAUCAGACUGCAAACAGAGAUGCUUCCUUAUAGUAUUGCCGGAGCAUGGUUUGAUGGAUCACUUUUGAGCAGCGGUAACAUCAGCGCAUCUUCUGGUAACAAUGGUAAGUUGCCAUGCGCUUCCCAGAAUGUUUUUGACUAUUAAAACAACGGAACAUGCCACGUUUAACGCGUAUUUCCUCCCCAAGCACUUCCCAGCUUGUAAAAGCUUAUACUGUGGCUUACCGCAGGAGCGAUGCAGGGUUGGUGCCACUUGCUCUACGUUACUAGUAUAUUGAUAGAUGUUCAUACAUCAAGAAAGCUGUUCUCUAAGGUAGAGCACACAGCGCGGUCUAAAAACUUCUUACGGUCGUUACUUAACGGUCUAAGGCAAAUAAUGCUGUUGUGACAAAUGAAUACAAUCCGACCUCAUUUCAAGAAAUAAAUCGAACGUAUGUAAUUUGGCUACCUUAGUAGUUGUAGCGUUUAUAUUGUCAGACCCAACGCUUUCUCGAUGGCAUACUGUCAUGGUUUGUUCUCAAUAUUGCCACAUCAGUGUAUGGCUGACAAUAUUCCCAGGUAACAGUAGAUUGCAAGUCCUAAGGAACAUAGAGUUCUAGCGUAAUCUAUCAGUAACGUUUAGAUAGUGUGUCACAGAAAAGCGAGAACGAAUCUAGUUCUCUGUUCUCUUGGUAUUUAGAUAUAGCGACGUACGUCACGCAUACAUAUAUAUAUAUAUAUAUAUAUAUAUAUAUAUAUAUAUAUAUAUAUUGUUGCCGCCGUGACUGUGAUGACAUCAAGGACGUAAGAAUCCCUGUUACUUGCUCGUGUUGAACUUAGUCUUUAGUUUGCUUUUAUUCAGAUUUGUUAGUCUUGAAGGUGUGCUUAUAGGCGCCGGCAUGGUAGGCACACAAGCAUCAAAUGACGUUGACAGUUAUUGCCAUCACUGCUUGGGAGCUGAACAGUGAAUAGCAUACGAGUGCACUCAUGUCUGGUAGCAUAAUCUCUUUAGCGCCGAGCACUUGAACACGGUAAGUAGCGACUGGUACGCAUCGCGGCAUAUGGCGUAGGAGGACGUGUUUUGUUCUAUUAAUUUGCGUAUGUUACGCUCGGUUUCAUGAACUCAAUGUGGUGAGCUAAGUCGUGCCUCCCUGAAGAUAUAGGUUGAAUCUGCAUUUUAUGCCGAGCCUAUAUAAAAUGCAAAAUUCUUGCUUUCUUUUAAACAUGAGUGUGCAUAAAAAGAUGAAAAUUUUUAUGUAUACAUGCUAUAGUAUGUUUACAGCUUCAGCUGAUAUAUGAUUUCAGAGAAGUGCGAGAACGUUUGCAUCUUGGCUGGAUUUAGAAUCAAGCUCAGGUUACAGCCGCACAGCAUAAGCAACCUGGCGUAAUUCCGUUCUUCCUCCUAAAAUAAGUGAUGCACGGUGUCUAACACAUUGCGAGCUCGGUUUGAUGAAUUAACCUGUCAAACACGACCUAGUUCAUUUCAGUAAUGUGCCAGUGAUCACUAUGUCACUCUUCCGCCUUUGGUCCUAAUGUGAAUGAGAAAAGCCUGCCGUUUAUUUGUGAGUUCUGUAUACAUCAAAGUGUUUACAUGUGUACACUGCUGUGUUUGCACUUUAAGAGUUUAAAGGUGCAAGGCUGCGUCCUGAGCGGAGCCUUCCUAGUCACGCGCUUGCGUAGUCGCUCGAGCAAAGAGGUCUUAGAGCGUUGGCGUCUUCGCCUGGCAAAGCAGCGCUGCACGUAGCCUUGACAUUUGCCGUAUGCCGUCCUUGUCUCCACGAGACUUGCCGAUUUCCUUCCCGCUGAAAAGUAUCAAUGCCUCUACUAGUCGCGUCGCCUCCUUGGAAAGACAGUGUGGGCAUUGAACUGAGUUAGGGACGUUGCCUCCCUGUGCCCUCCGGUAAUGUUCGAAAUCCGUUACGCUUUUUCUGUGCAGUCUUAUUUUUAAGCUCAGGAAAAACAUCGGGUAAGAAAUCCGACGAAAUUAGCUCGCGUCUCGUUCUUUUCUUGCAGCUGCCUGCCGCUGUUUCAAUGCCGUCACCACCAUAGGAGUAAAAUCUGAUUACGGCUGCUAUCGUAGCAAAAAAAAAAAAAAAAAAAAAGCUUGCGCAAUGACGAAAAGCGAACACGGGCAAAAGCUAUAAAGAAAUACUGGUCUGCAAGCUCGCCAGGCUGGUGAAAAAGUCAUAAUAAACUUGGUUGGAUUUGGCAUCACUUUCUGCUUCAUAACGCAACAUGAGCUACACAAAAAAAGUAUACUUUUGAGAAUAACGAUGUCAAGUUAAAUCCGCAAUUUGACAAGUUGGCAGUGUAUAGAACCUAUAAAUGUACUUUAUGUGAGACUUCUUUUCCCCGACGUCCAUUGUUAGUUAAUAAACACAUAUUUUUCCUCGUUUGAAUGGUAAGACGCCGCGUUCUCUAGUGCCUCUGUUAGCCCUAAUGCUUAGAAGCGCUAAGUAAGUCAGUUCGUUAAACCAAAACUGGCCAAACGUGCCAUGGUGCUUUAUGGGACCACUCUGGAGAGCAUACACUGAGCUUCCGCGUAUCGCAUAAUCUCUUUGCCUUUUCGCUGUUUUCUCUUUGCCCUGAUUCUUCUUCACCCACUGGUGAAACCCUCUGCGUUUAGCCGUUGGCACACAUAAACAGCCGAAGACUGCACUGGCUGCCUUUACCGCAGACUCCGGCAUUUAUCGUUUGCGGGCGGGGAGAAAUGGCAACCUGCAGUAGUAACAGAAAAUUUGCCGCGUUUAUCGCUGUUGCGAUAGGCAAACUUCAUUCAGCCUUUCAUUCAUAUUUUAUUGGCACGUAUGUUGCUGCUUACACUGAAUAGCCCACACAAGCGUUCCUGUAAUAGCGUAGAAAUACAACAAAGCACGGUCUGCGGUGUAAACACAGCUUCAGUCAUGUGCCGUCAAGCAUCCAUAUACUGAUGUUUAUUAAAACGCCAAAAACUCUCGCGGAAGCAAACGGCCACCCUAUAGUGAGAGCAGAGAAACGUAUAUUUUGGUCUAAGUGACACCAUGGAGCGCGCCUAUUAAAUGUCAGACCAGUCUGCUUAGCGUCUGCCAAUUGGGAGCGCUCGUGCGACAAUCAUGCCUUCGUUAUAUUUCCAGCUGGCACCUUAGUCAAUGCAUCCAUGCGCGAACAAACAGACGAGAAAGCUUCACGCGGCACUAGCUUAACUGCAUGGCUGCGGCGCGCCAGUCUUUGUGCGCAUGUAGUAGCCGGCACGUGACGAAGUUCCUAGGACACCCUUUCCACUGAGAUCUGAAAUCAGCUAUUUGUUUUGCUCUCCUUGGCAUAGAAACAAGUGUUGUUGUUUCCCAUGCUCCUUCCUCACACUGUCUGCAUUACCAUUGUUUUGAGCAGACCUACCAUUCGUCCUCCUGACUGUUUCAUUGAAAUGAAAGUGCACGUUUGUGAGUUGUGUAGUGGCUGUUUACAUGUCAGAGUAGCUGGCUGCCGUGGUGUUAUUCUCGACAAGGUCAAGUCAAGGACAGUGACUCUCGUACGACGAGUCGGUUCGACUAUGUUUACUGUAACGAGAGCACGAAAUCACCCACCAACUUUUUCGAGUAAGAGUACUGCACCGAAUUGUAUCAUGUUAAGUUUACCUUUUUUUUUUUUUUUUUCCUUAGGUGUUUACUUUUCACUGCGUCGAUAUGUGAAUUCAAGUCCGCCUUGUUUCUUCUUCUCUACAGAGGUCUUAAGCACAUAUAACAAUGCAUGUAUAUAGAAAAGUAGAGCAUAGUUUGUUUCUUUUUCAUUUGUAUUGUUGUAUUUAUUGCGACCACAUGCAAGGUCGACAGAAACGCGAUCAACAAACGAUGCUCAUUAGCUUUGCAGAUCAAGCUAGCAUCCUCCGGUAAAGCUGUAUUCUCCAUAAUGCUUAGCAUUAGAUACCGUGGCAAACAGCCAACCAUCAUCCUAUUUGUAACGCUACGUGCUUCGAAAAUUAAAUAGAAAACAAUAUACGAUCUGGGAACCAGAACAGCGUCAUGGCAGCCUAGAAAUGGACUCUUGUUGUCUUGUUUACAAGUUCAUCGAAACACUCAAAACGCGUACAAAACCAUUCCAAACAAGUUUCUGGUUUGCCAUGUCUACUACGCCACGAUGCGAAGGAAAUAAACUGUUGUUAUGAAACGGCAGAGUUCAUUUGUCGUCAUUCAUUGCAAGAGGAAUGGAAUUUUGGA
Dermacentor silvarum is the source of this 8949-nucleotide messenger RNA. RefSeq names its product sodium/hydrogen exchanger 3. The transcript has 11 exons. Bases 935 to 3919 code for a protein of 994 amino acids. The record is from RefSeq and is a predicted model, not a curated record. Gene Ontology annotation, cellular component: membrane. Gene Ontology annotation, biological process: sodium ion transport; regulation of pH; proton transmembrane transport. Lineage: Eukaryota; Metazoa; Arthropoda; Arachnida; Ixodida; Ixodidae. Gene Ontology annotation, molecular function: sodium:proton antiporter activity.